CCCAGCGAGCCAUCAGCUGGAAGGGUGGACAAGAGAGGUGUUAGGGGAACAAACAAAAUAAAGCCUCCCUUCAGCCCUUUGGAAACAAACCGUACUAGUUUCAAGCCCCGAGGAGCAGUAUUAUUCUUUGGGAGAUAUAUGACACAUCCUAUUUUUGGAGAGGGCUCUGUGCGGGCACCGGAGACUAAGAGUCAUUGCUGGUUGUAAUCCCACAUAGUUCUGAGGACUGCAGAGGUCUGUAGGAUAGGGCACUGGCCCCUCAGAGCAUCGCCUAAUGCGAUCUACAUGGAUUGCAGCUUUUAAGUUUCAUAGGUUCUAGAAUUACAAAUUAGCUAAUUUUAAUCAAAACAUGUGAAAUGUUAUCCUGGCUGGAUAUAAAGGCUGACUGUGCUGGAUCCUCUGGGUUUGUUUUGUUUACUUUGGCUGCAGGCACACUCAGCGGUUUGGGAGAUAGUUGUUCUUCUACAGUAUAACAGAUGUUUGUCUGAAAGGGUGAGGAAGAAACAAAAACAACAUUGUGUGAAGGAGAAAAAUUACACAAUUUUUCAGCUAAUGCUUUGGUAUUAAGCACUGGUGUCAAGUUUUGCAUAGAGGGUUUCUCUUUUUUUCAGUCGUGGGUAGCUGCUUAAGGUUAGAAACCUCAGGAUUUCAGCACAGAAAUUCAAGGCAGGUAGAGGCAGCGUUUUGAACCGGUGUGAUUUCUGGUCAAGGGUGAGAUAAGCUGGUGGCAGAACCUUUUGCAAAAGGCAGGUCACCUUUCAGUGCAAACUAUGUUAUGUAUGCUCUGCAUUCUCAGUAGGACAGUUGCCUGCUAUCUCCCAAGAAGGGGAAAGAGAGAGAGGGAGGGAGGGAGGAAAAAAGAAGUUGAAUUUUUGCCUGGUUGAACAAGUUAAAAUCCUGUGGCGAUCAGUUACUCUUUUGCUUCACUGAGGAAUUAAGAUGUCUACUUGUUCCUCAUAAACCUGAGGGAUGCAAAUAAUGUAACACAUUGGUUACACUGUGCAAAAUGUUUGCAGCCGAAUGACAGAGGCCGCACAAUGUGCCCUUGUGUAGGUUCAUAUCUGUAAUGUUCAAACAGGCUGACUGUUUCUCUUCAUCUGAACUGCUUUCAUCUGGACCAGUGUAAAAUAAGCUCUGAACUUCGCAGAAAACACUAUGAAUGAGCUCCUUGGCUGGUAUGGUUAUGAUAAGGUUGAAUUGAAAGAUGGAGAAGAUAUUGAAUUCAGGAACUACUCGGCAGAUGGGGAAAGCCGCCAGCACAUUUCUGUUCUCAAAGAAAAUUCUUUGCCAAAACCAAAAUUACCUGAGGACAGUGUUAUUUCACCCUACAAUAUAAACCCAAGCUACCCAGGGCUUGCCACAGGAAAUGGACUUUCAGACUCACCAGCAGGGUCAAAGGAUCACGGGAAUGUACCUAUUAUUGUCCCAUUAAUUCCAACACCUUUCAUAAAGCCACCAGCAGAAGAUGAUGUGUCAAAUGUACAAAUAAUGUGUGCCUGGUGCCAGAAAGUUGGAAUCAAGCGUUAUUCCCUGAGUAUGGGAAGCGAAGUGAAAUGCUUCUGCAGUGAGAAGUGCUUUGCAGCUUGCCGAAGAGCAUAUUUCAAGAGAAACAAGGCUAGAGAUGAAGAUGGACAUGCUGAAAAUUUUCCCCAGCAGCACUAUGCUAAGGAAACUCCAAGACUUGCCUUCAAGAAUAACUGCGAACUACUUGUAUGUGACUGGUGUAAGCACAUAAGACACACAAAAGAGUAUCUGGAUUUUGGGGACGGGGAAAGAAGGCUUCAGUUCUGCAGUGCAAAAUGUCUCAAUCAGUACAAAAUGGACAUUUUCUACAAAGAGACACAGGCCAAUCUUCCAGCUGGACUGUGCAGUACAUUACAUCCUCCAGUCGAAAAUAAAGCAGAAGGCACUGGGGUGCAGCUGCUGACUCCAGAUUCUUGGAAUAUACCGCUAGCAGAUGCUCGGAGAAAAGCCCCAUCCCCAGCGUCUGCAGCUGGCCAAAUUCAAGGUCCUGGACCGUCAGCGUCUACCACUGCCUCUCCGUCUGACACUGCCAACUGCUCUGUCACUAAAAUCCCCACACCAGUUCCCAAACCUAUUCCCAUCAGUGAGAAUCCAAAUAUUCCGCCGGUUUCUGUCCAGCCACCUGCUAGCAUUGUGCCUCCAAUUGGUGUCCCACCUCGCAGUCCUCCCAUGGUGAUGACAAACCGUGGACCAGUUCCUCUGCCCAUAUUCAUGGAGCAGCAAAUCAUGCAGCAAAUCCGUCCACCCUUUAUUCGUGGGCCGCCUCACCAUGCCUCAAACCCUAACAGCCCUCUGUCAAAUCCAAUGAUUCCUGGAAUCGGUCCCCCACCAGGUGGUCCCCGAAAUAUGGGUCCCACCUCUAGCCCCAUGCACAGGCCGAUGCUUUCCCCUCACAUCCACCCCCCCACGACCCCUACCAUGCCUGGGAAUCCUCCCGGAUUGCUGCCACCUCCCCCUCCCGGAGCUCCUUUGCCCAGUCUUCCCUUCCCCCCCGUCAGCAUGAUGCCAAAUGGUCCUAUGCCUAUGCCACAGAUGAUGAACUUCGGAUUGCCAUCCCUUGCCCCACUGGUGCCACCCCCAACUCUACUAGUGCCAUAUCCUGUCAUUGUCCCUUUGCCCGUCCCCAUCCCCAUUCCCAUCCCCAUCCCUCACAUCAACGACUCCAAACCCCCCAACGGCUUCUCCAGCAACGGCGAAAGCUUCAUUCCGAGUACCUCCAGCGAGACGCCUGGGGCAAAGCCAACCAAUAGCUCUUCAUCCCCUCGAGAGUCGAAGCAAGGAUCGUCCAAGUCCUCCGACUCGUCACCGAGCUGCUCAGGCCAGUCCCUAAAUCAAGCUCAAGUGCUUCAGGAGCACAGUAAAAAUGAAGUCGUUGACUUGACUGUCAGACCUAGCAGCCCGGUGAACAGUAAAUUUGGGUUCCCCAGCGUGCUACAGGGUCCGCAGGACGGUGUGAUAGACCUCACGGUAGGGCACCGCUCUAGGCUGCACAAUGUCAUCCACAGGGCUUUACACGCCCAAGUGAAAGUGGAACGUGAACCUAACAGUGUUGUCAAUUUGGCUUUUGGUAGCUCAGACAAAAGGAACUGCAGCGACUGCAGGGACAACUGCAGCCCGGUUGACUCCAAACCGUUACCCUGCAGUGACGGCACCCACUGCUGCCCUGCCUCCUUGUCCUCCGGCACGCCGGGGCUGGAAGCCGGCGCCGCGGUGUGCAACGUCAUCGUCAACGGCACCAAGAGCACCGAGGGGCCCAAGAACCCCGAGCCGCCCCAGGAGCUGAAAAAGCCUCAGCCCCCGGAGGAGCUGGCGGUGAGCGAGCUGGAGUCCGUCAAGGAGAACAACUGCGCCUCCAACUGCCACCUGGAGGGAGACGCCGGCAAGAAGGCCGGGGAGGAGCCCCUGGCUGGGGGAGACAAACAGGACCCCAACCUCAACAACCCGGCGGACGAGGACCACGCCUACGCUCUGCGGAUGCUGCCCAAGACAGGCUGCGUGAUCCAGCCUGUGCCAAAGCCAGCAGACAAGACUGCCAUGGCGCCGUGCAUUAUCUCAGCGCCCAUCCUCAGCACAGGGCCAGAGGAGCUGGAGCCACCGCUGAAAAGGAGGUGUCUCCGAAUUCGAAAUCAGAAUAAGUAAAGGAACACUCACAGACAGGGUACCUUGCAUGGAGAAAGGGAGCAGAGCAAUCCACACCACUCCACUGAAUGACACCAGCUGGUCCUCACCACCCCUCUGGCUAAAAGUCCAGCAAAGACAGCAGCUUCCCAUCACGAAGCCCCUCCGAGGAAGCCUCGGUCCCACGGGUGCCUUUGACCCAGAAGACAGCACAUCAUGGACCCACACAGUGUGCUCAGCAUUCCUGCAACCACCCCUUUGCUCCUCCAAGGGACAGUUUUUUUUUCCUCUUGGUUUCUUGCUGGGG
Dryobates pubescens (Downy woodpecker) is the source of this 3949-nucleotide messenger RNA. It is a transcript of the gene SOBP, whose product is annotated as sine oculis binding protein homolog. The transcript is spliced from 7 exons. NCBI's taxonomy places the organism in Eukaryota, Metazoa, Chordata, Aves, Piciformes, Picidae. The record is from RefSeq and is a predicted model, not a curated record. Gene Ontology annotation, cellular component: nucleus. Bases 1156 to 3663 code for a protein of 835 amino acids. Gene Ontology annotation, biological process: animal organ development.